GGCCGGCGCCGUUUCCAGUUGAGAGAUGGCGGCCGCCGCAGGUAGAUCGCUCCUGCUGCUCCUCUCCUCCCGGAGCGGCGGCGGGGGCGCCAGCGGCUGCGGCGCGCUGACUGCCGGCUGCUUCCCGGGGCUGGGCGUCAGCCGCCACCAGCAGCAGCAGCACCACCGGACGGUCUCUCACUACCAUUCCUACAGUGGUUGCAAGAUACCGUUUCUUCCUCACUCUCCAUGUACCAUGCCAGUGACAUCUUAGCUGCUAGAGUGUGGAGCUGGCCUGUGGGAGUCAAGUCAUCUUGUAAAUUUUGCCUAUAUAAAUUAACGCAUCCCCUGUUCUGUCAUAACAACCAUGUAAGGGAGAGUGUUUUCCUGCUCUGUCUUAGGUAUUGAUGGUGUGACCUGUUCAUGCAGGGGAAACUUGAACAUUCACAGGUGCACCAGAGGCUCUCUUCCUGGCAGAAUUUGGGAGCUGUUUAUUGCAGUACUGUUGUGCCCUCUGAUGAUGUGACAGUGGUUUAUCAAAAUGGGUUACCCGUGAUAUCUGUGAGGCUACCAUCCCGACGUGAACGCUGCCAGUUUACUCUCAAACCUAUCUCUGACUCUGUUGGUGUAUUUUUACGACAACUGCAAGAAGAGGAUCGGGGAAUUGAUCGAGUUGCAGUCUAUUCACCAGAUGGUGUUCGAGUUGCUGCUUCAACGGGGAUAGACCUCCUCCUCCUCGAUGACUUCAAGUUGGUCAUUAAUGAUUUAACAUACCAUGUACGGCCACCAAAGAGAGACCUCCUAAGCCAUGAAAAUGCAGCCACGCUGAACGACGUGAAGACCCUCGUCCAGCAGCUCUACACUACACUGUGCAUCGAGCAGCACCAGUUAAACAAGGAAAGGGAGCUCAUCGAGAGAUUAGAGGACCUCAAACAGCAGCUGGCGCCCCUGGAAAAGGUACGAAUUGAAAUUAGCCGAAAGGCUGAGAAGAGGACCACUCUGGUGCUAUGGGGUGGCCUUGCCUACAUGGCCACGCAGUUUGGCAUUUUGGCCCGGCUCACCUGGUGGGAAUAUUCCUGGGACAUCAUGGAGCCAGUCACCUACUUCAUCACCUAUGGAAGUGCCAUGGCUAUGUACGCAUAUUUUGUAAUGACGCGCCAGGAAUAUGUUUAUCCAGAAGCCAGAGACAGACAAUACUUACUAUUUUUCCAUAAAGGAGCCAAAAAGUCACGUUUUGACCUAGAGAAAUACAAUCAACUCAAGGAUGCAAUUGCUCAGGCAGAAAUGGAUCUUAAGAGACUGAGAGACCCAUUACAAGUACAUCUGCCCCUCCGACAAAUCGGUGAAAAAGAUUGAUCCGCAAAGAGCCUGUGAAUCCUGCCGGAAAGAACACCUGUUUAUAACUCUUGCCUUUUUAAUUAAAGCAUUGCAGGUGGAAGCUGGGCGUCAUGUGGGAGUAGAGGGUUUUUACCUUUAAUUACAAAACAAAAAUAAAAAAGAUCGUAGGGAAGAAAGGAAUGUUAAAACCUGAGGAUCAGGGAUCAUGGAAUAUGAGCUCAAAGGGCUUAGUGAAUAUUGUCUUAAUCAGGCAUCUCAGAUUUUGGAUGAAAUGAUGCAAUUAUGUAAUUAAGAGAUUCAUAAAGAGAAAAUGAUGCUGGCGUGUUUGUUUCUUGCAUUUUCUUUGCAGAGUCAGCAAAACAGUAACACACCAGCACCCCUCUCACCUCUAUUUUUUUUUUAUUUAACAUUUCUUAUUUUUGACAUAGGAGUAAAUAAAUAUACCGGAAAUUAAAUCCUCAUGGUAUGUGGGUGGCAAACAGAGUGUGAGUCCUUAUCAUUCGCAUCUGUUUUAAAUUGGACCCGGUCUCUGCAAAGAUACCAGGAAUCGCUCCCUUCUACACCCCUUUUCUGACCACUACCUGUCCCUCUUGGUUACACUAAUUUAUCCAAAUGUUAAUCAAGCCAAGCUAUAACUGUUUGAUAAUUGACACUUUGGAUUGUCCCUUAAUUUUUUCUUAAGAUUACCAGAGCUCUGGAGCAGAAUCUAGAAAUCACUGGCAAUACUGCAUGAGGUUUUUCUGUUUUGUUUUGUUCUUUUAAUUCAUUAGUCUCUCAGAGGAGAAAGACCUUCUCUCCUUUAUCCACCUGUCCCACUGAUGGUCCCUGCUCUCUCUACCAGGUUAGAGGGAGAGUGUGCAGCUGUAUUACCAAAUCAGAAAGAUGUGAGGUUUACUGGUUGGCUAAAACAUCACGUCUCUGUGGCUGUUUCAGAACCAGAAUAAUGUCAUCGCUGUUAAUCUGCUUGUGUGACAGCAUUCCAGACCACCCUAAUGGCACUGCUGUGUCUGGAGGUUUCAUUGAUCGCGGAGGACACACACUUCUGCACUGUUUGUGAGCCCUCCUGCCUCCACCACUGCAGUCGUUGUAAAUCAAGUGUGCGGAUCUCCACGGGUGCAGUUUAUCUUUAUACAGUAAUACAUUUCUAUGGCUUCCUCCAGCCUAUUUUCUCCACCGUAUUUUUUCCUAUCUUGAAUUGAGAAUAUAUAAUCUUAUAUUCUGUCAAAAUGUUUUCUACCAUAUUUCAAGCCGACAUCUGCACUUGAGGAGUCAGAGGGAUCUGUGUGGUGCCUGUUUAUAACUGCUGUGGAGCAGGACGGCCAGGAGAUGGCCUUGCCCUGUGACUCGCGGGCCCUCCUCUCCCCUGUGAUUCAUCCCUCUUCAUGUGGCAAAAGGCUUCUUUCUCUCUUUUUCCUGCUUCGGGAUCAUUUUAUAUGAAAAGGAAUCCUUUAAGUGGCAGACCCAGACUCCAGGUGCCUUGCAGAGGUUGAAGGCCAGCCAGGGCUGCUGCCGCUCCCGCUGCCACCCUUCACUGGCAUGACGGAAUGACAGGAUGCAUGUCGCCAACCCAACCCGCCUCCCUCUUCCUUCCCUGUCCAACUCCCACACCCCCGUUUAUUUUCAUUGUGUGGAUUAUUUUUAAACCAUUUAUCCUGUUUGUGUGCAGGGUUUUUAAGAAGAAAUAGCACAGUGCAAUGAACAAAUGCUUUUGGGGUGUGUGGGAGGCAAGGGAGGGAGGACAUGGAGAAAAGUCCUUUAAACAAUAGCAAAAUACUGAAUGUGUAAAAUCCUGUAUCAUUUAUGAAAUAUGUAUAAAAAGCAAUGUACCUUCUGGAACAAUAAAUACUUAUUCAAUUUUUGAAUAA
Messenger RNA from Cavia porcellus (domestic guinea pig), 3182 nucleotides. It is a transcript of the gene Mcu, whose product is annotated as mitochondrial calcium uniporter. The coding region runs from base 403 to 1335 and encodes 310 amino acids. The record is from RefSeq and is a predicted model, not a curated record. The transcript has 10 exons. Lineage: Eukaryota; Metazoa; Chordata; Mammalia; Rodentia; Caviidae. Gene Ontology annotation, cellular component: mitochondrial inner membrane; uniplex complex. Gene Ontology annotation, biological process: calcium import into the mitochondrion; mitochondrial calcium ion homeostasis. Gene Ontology annotation, molecular function: calcium channel activity; uniporter activity.